AUCAUACUAACCACAGGAAGUAGAUGCAGCAUCGCUCUACUAAAGCACUACUUUAGAGACUCAGACAGUUGUGAGCACGAGAACAAGAGACAGAAGAAGGAGAGAGACAGAGAAUCACGAUGGCUGAGUUCAAAUGGAUUUCUUUAUUUCUUAUAGCGGUGCUUCAGUUUACAGCAGCAGCUGAAAAACUUCCCCUCUCCUUCACUGUCAGAGUUGGAGAUGAAGUCACUUUGCCUUGUGAAAAUGUGAUAGACGGUCAGCAAAAAUGUGACGGUACUACAUGGCUCUUUGUUGGUUCAGGAAACACAGCAGUGGUAACACUGAUUGAUCUUGGGCAGAUUGUUGAAAGAGCCAAAGCUAAAUCAGACAGACUGAGUGUUACAGCGAGCUGUUCUCUGGUUAUAAAGAACGUCACAGUCGAGGAUGUUGGUCGUUACUCCUGCAGACAGUUCAGAUCAGGAGACAAACAAGGUCCGGACUCUGAGGUUCAUUUGUCUGUUGUUACCAUGACUGAACAUAAGGACCCUGAUAAGGUGACGUUAAACUGCUCUGUGUCGACAUUUGAACCAUGUGGACACACAGUGAAGUGGCUGUAUGCAAGUCAAGAUGUGGCUAAAGAUAACAAAGACUUGGUGACAUCACAGUCUCUCUGCAGUGCCUCUGUGAGCUUCCUGACUUCUCAUUACAUUCACACAUCGAGGUCUAACUUCCUUACAUGUGAAGUGACUGAUGGCAACAAAGUGCAGCUGUUUCCCUUCAGACUUCAGCCCUCAGGUGAUAAACCAGGUGAGGACACAACAACAGCAACAACUGAAUCAACAACAACUGAAAACAGCAGAAAAGCAGGUAUCACCACGACAGCGUCUGCAAUCAAUGAUGCUUCAACAGAACUACAAGGUUGGUGGUGGUUGUACAUCAUUGUGGCUGUGGUUUUAGCUGCACUCUUAGUAAUCGCUGUUGCUGUCAUCAGAUGGAAGAGAACUAAAGGGAACAAAACACGGAUGAAGGACAAUGUUGCUGAUCCUGAAGAUGGUGUUUCCUACGCCUCCGUCAGCUACACCAGGAAGACCAAGAACAGUAAAGCCCGGGUUCACUGUAAAAAUGAUGAAGGUGAUGCGGUGACCUACGCGGUCGUGAAAGCUUCCUCCGCUGAUCCCAGCAGCUUCUACGCUACCAUCAACUAACCAAACAAAUCAAACUCCUGCCAUCAGAGCUUUGCUCAUCUCUGUUAAUGUGCUUUAUGAUCAUUUUCAGGAGGGAUUAUUGUAAAAAAGCUUCUUCUUCAGAACGGGGUGUAGAAGGUGAACUAGUGGCACAAUGCACAACGGAGAAGGAAUAACUAAACAUUCAACUGUGAUCAAAAUUAUUCAACUCCAUAGCAAAUCAGGUUUAUUGUCAAAAUGUACAGACUUUCAGCUGUUUGCAUUGAACAAAUCAAACAAAAGCAUUUGAAAUAACUGAACACAACGAAUGCUUCCAGUGUUUCCCCAAAUUCAACUGAAAAAAAUGCAACUUAUGACAACUUGUCCAGUCUCAAAAUUAUUCAACCCCUUCAUGGCAAGCGGCUUUAGUACUUAGAGCUCCCUUUUGCUGUUAUGACCUGCUGCAAAUGAGAUGCAGAGCCAGACACCGGCUUCCAGCAGCGUUCCUGAGGAAUCUUAGCCCGUUCCUCAUGAGCAAUGAGCCUCCAGUUCAGGAAUAUUCUUGGGUUUGCGUGCUGCAACCGCCUUCUUCAAAUCCCACCACAGACUUUCUAUGGGGUUCAAGUCAGGUGACCGAUGGCCACCGUAGAAUCUUCCAGGACUUCUUCUGCAACCAAGCCUUGGUGGAAUUUGAGGUACGCUUGGGAUCAUUGUCCUGUUUCAAGGUCCAGUGACGCCCAAGCUUCAGCCUCCUCACAGACUGCAUGGCAUUUUCUCCUGGGAUUUACUGACACUUCAACAAAUCCAUCUUGCCUUCCACACGCUGCAGGUUUCCAGUGCCAGAGGAUGCAAAGCAGCCCCAGGGCAUCACCACCAUGCUUAACUGUGGGCAGAGUCUUCUGUUCAGCAUAUCCAUCGUGCCGAAAAGUUCCAGUUUUGUUUCAUCACGCCACAUAACAGAAUCCCAAAACCUCUGUGGCUUAUUGAGCAUAUUGGAGCCGACUUUUCUUGUGCCUUUGUGUCACUAUCGGUGUACGUCUUGGAGUUCUGGCAUGGAAACCGUCUGCGUUCAGUACGCGUCUUACUGUGCUCACUGAAACCUCAGUGCCUGUUGCCACCAAGUCUUGCUGCAGGUCUUCAGCAGUCACUUGAGGGUUUUUCACAACCUGCCUUCUCAGACAUCUGGUUGCAGCCGCUGAUAGCUUCCUUUUGCUGCCCCGUCCAGGUAGCAUAACCACUGUUCCUUGAACUUGCGAACUAUGCUUCCAACAGCGUCUCUAGGAACAUUCAGUGCCUUCGCUAUCUUUUUGUAUCCUGUUCCUUGUUUGUGAAGAGCGAUGAUCUCUUCUCUUAACUUUUUGGACCAUUUUUUUUGACAUGCAGUCAAAUGUGACACUCAACAAACCCCCAGCCAGUUCAGGUAUUUCAUGUGUUCCAGCUCAAGCACACCUGGUGCAACUAAUGAAGGCCUUGAUUAGUUGCAUCAGGUGUGCUUGAGACAACACCUGUUUUGCACAUUUGUGCUGAUGUGAGGGAUUCUAUUCAGUCAUUAUAAGUUGCAUUUUCAGUUGAAUUUGGGGAACCCACUUGAAGCAUUUGCUGUGUUGAGCUAUUUCAGUUGCUUUUGUUUGAUAUGUUCAUUGCAAACAGCUGAAAGUCUGUACAUUUUGACAAUAAACCUGAUUUGCAAUGGAGGUUGAAUAAUUUUGAUCGCAGCUGUAUAUGGGUAGUUGCUUAAAAUGUAAAUGAGCAUAAUAUAUGACACAUGUUGCUCGAUGAAUUUGCUGUCAUGCACUUUGUUGUGCUCAGUGAUGGAUGUGCUCAUCUUAGAUUAUAGUUCAAGGUUAAUAAGUAUAUUGCUCUUUUCAUUUUUUCUUUAUUAUUUCUUUCAAAUUGUAAAACUAUUAUCUCACUUUUUCUUUUUCUUCUGUCAUUAUUUUAUUGUUUUGUUCCCCUCCUCCUUUUGUAUGUACUUUAAAGUUUUAACAGUUAUUUACAUUUUCUGCUUUCUUUUCUUAACGUAUAGCACUUUGAGCUUCGACUGUGUCUUUUUUGUACUAAAGGUAUAAAGUUUAUUUUUACUGCUAUUACAAUCUACGAUUACACAAAUAUUAUUACAUGCUGGUUUUUAAGGCUGUUUCUGAUGAUCUUAAGAUUUGACUUUUAAACAAAAAGUGAAUUAAUUAAAUUUUAAGAUUUAGUCAUUUCCACCAGAAUCAUGCAUCUGUAAAUAAGUGUAGAGAAAGCUUAGAAACAACAUUAAGACCAUUAUGUAGGGAGUUAAAAGAAUAAAUAAAAUGUGAUUUUUAUAACAUACUGGGGUUCUGCUCUGGGUAUUUGGACUGAUGAGAUCAGUAUUUUUUAAACUGCUAGCCAUGGCCUAUGAGUUCCUGUUUUUUCUCAUUGAU
Molecule: messenger RNA, 3550 nt
Organism: Siniperca chuatsi (mandarin fish)
Lineage: Eukaryota; Metazoa; Chordata; Actinopteri; Centrarchiformes; Sinipercidae
Exons: 8
Coding region: 120-1184 (354 amino acids)
Biological process (GO): positive regulation of ERK1 and ERK2 cascade; T cell activation; interleukin-15-mediated signaling pathway
Cellular component (GO): external side of plasma membrane; membrane raft
Molecular function (GO): MHC class II protein binding; protein tyrosine kinase binding
Source: RefSeq, a predicted model, not a curated record